CGACAGCAUUAGAACCUCCCAAACACCCUGCAUCUACUUCCUCCUAUUUCUGCAACACCCAGCUUCUGACUUGCCUACACAGGAUUCAGACACCAUGUCGGAAGGAUAAAUUAGAAGCAUGCAAAUAAAAGACGAGCAGUUCAGCUGAAUUUUAUCUAUUGGAUUUCCUGCUUGAACAAGAUACAUGUAUUGAACAACUAUAGGAGAAAAACUGCAGAACAGAACAGUUACAAAUGGAAAAUGCAAACACUGAGAAAAAUGAAAAAUCACAGUCAUAUCAACAUUUUGAACAGUGGACAAAAGAGGAAGUCAAACAAUGGGCAACUGAAGUUGUUAAGAUUGACCAGAAAUAUGCAGAAAUCCUGUUUAAUGAAGAUGUGACUGGUUUUACUCUGAAACUGAUAACUAAAACAGAUUUUGUGGAAAUGGGCAUACCCCAUGGACCUGCUCUUCAAAUAAUGCAUUUCUUGAAAGAGCAUGGCAUUCUAGCUAAAGGUUCAAACCAGGCUGUGGGACAAGAAGGCACUGAACAGAGUCUUGAUGGAGAAGAUGGUGAAAUUGCAAAGAAAGAAUGCAAGAAGAAAGAUGAGUCAUUUAAUUCCAGUAUGCUGCAGGAUUCUAACAUGGAGCCCAUCAAAGAUGAAAAAGCAAUGAAGUCAGCUGACAAAGAGAAUGUAUCAGAGAAGCCACCGUCAAGCAGCCAGCACCCAACUGGAGAGAUGUGUAUGCCACAUCGUUUUGAUAAUUUCAGUGAUGGCACUCGAUACACACAGUAUAAUAUUCUUAAUGUCCCUGAAACAGGGCCACUCAAUCUCAUUGAUCCAGCACAUGAAUUCAAAUUACUUACCAACACAGAGAAUUCACUAGAAAAGGAUGUCAUGAUGAAAUUUAGCACUGAAACCUUUAGAUUUGCUGCAGCCUGCAUGAACUCCCGCACAAAUGGCACUAUUCAUUUUGGAGUACAUGACAAGCCACAUGGGAAAAUUGAAGGAAUAGAAGUUACCACGAAAGAAACGUAUGUUGACCAUUUGAAUAAAAUGAUCGGAAAGUACUUUCAUGAGCAAUACAUUGACAUUGCAAAAGCUUGCAUUAAAGGACCUAGAUUUGUGGAAGUAUUAUUACCAAAUGGAAUGCAAUCACAUAAGUUUGUCAUUGAAGUAGAUGUGAUUCCCAAACACUGCAAAUGUAAUGCAAAAUAUUUCUGUACCAAGACAUAUGAAUAUAAGACUAAAAGUUGGAAAAAAGCUGUCUUCAUCCGGGAUGGAGCUAGUUCCAGAAAUAUUUACAAUACAGAAGAAUUUGAAACUUUUAAAGGUACCUUGACAUCUUUAGCAGAUUCUCGUAAAACAGCAGAAGAAGAAUAUAACUUAUCACAAAAGAAGCCAAUGGAUGAAGGACUAAAGCUAGUUAGUCUGCUCACAGGUAACAGGGGGUCGCUAGAUAGCUCUUAUUAUGACUACUACAUUUUGGUAACAAACAAGUGCCACCCAAGUCAAACUUUGCACUUAGACUUCUUACAGGAAAUAAAAUGGUUUGCUGUGCUUGACUUUGAUUUUGAAUCAGGUGUGUUCAAGACUUACCAAAAAAAUCAAAAUGCCAAAUCUCAUUUCCCAGAUCAUUAUGAAAACAAGGUGGGUUCAGUUUCUGAACAUGCUGAAAAACUGAAACUGCAUCAGGAGACCAACUGGAUUUUCUGCAAUGGUGGAUCAGACUUCAAAGGCAAUACUGAACUACCAUUAGAUCCCACAUCAUGGCAACGAGACAGAGCUGCUGGUGUCAGAAAAAUGAUUUCAUUUCUUUUGCACAAAGAUGUAAAGCAGAAUGGAAAGUUUUUAAUAGUGUUUCUUUUGCUUUCCACAGUGGAACAUUCAGUGGAUCCCCUUACUGAGACUUUUAUGACAUUUUACCAAGAAUUAAAGGGACUAGAAUACAUGGCCUGCAUUUGCAUUGGUGCACAUUCAUACCAGCAAUGGAAAGAUCUUCUGUGUGCUAGAGGCAUUAGUGAGGAAGCAUUUUCAAACAAAUGUGUUUCUCAUUUAACCCUGGAAACAGUAAAUGGUACCAUCAUAAAAAUAAAAUCAGUGACACGGUCUUCUAAAAGAUUUCUGCCUUCUGUUGGUCAUUCUACCACUCUUCUACAGAAAGAAGACUCCAUGGCAGCAUUGGAAAUACUUUGUGAAAACGAAUGCAAAGACACAGAAAUAGAGAAGGAUGCAGAGAAAUUUAAAAAUUUCCUGAAAGAGCGGGAAGAAGAUUUUUAUCGAGGUGGUAAAGUAUCAUGGUGGAAUUUCUAUUUUUCUUCUGAAAAUUAUAGUUCAGAUUUUAUCAGAAGGGAUGGUUAUGAAAAGCUUGAACAGCUAAUUGUGUCUUCUUCUAACAGUGCUAAUCAAUCACCUGUAAAAAUUAUCAACCUUUACCAUCACCCAGGCUGUGGUGGGACAACAUUAGCUAUGCAUAUCCUUUGGGAUCUCCGGAAGCAAUUCAGAUGUGCUGUUCUGAAAAACAAAUCAAGUGAUUUUGGAACACAGCUGACAACUUUGCUCACCUGUGGAGCAAACAAUGACACAGGCUAUUUACCAGUGUUACUUCUUGUGGAUGAUUUUGAAGACCAAGAAAAUGUCUAUUUUCUGCAGAAGGAAAUUCAGGUGGCUAUCACAGAAAAAUGCAUUCGGUAUGUAAAACCUUUGGUGAUCAUUCUAAACUGUAUGAGAUCUCAGAAUCCUGAUGAAAGUGCAACAAUCAAUUCCUUGAACAGUGUUUCUUUAAAACAUAUGCUUUCCAAAAAAGAGCAAAGGGCCUUUGAUCAGAAACUAAAAUAUAUUGAAAAGGUGCAUGCAAAUCCUGACAAUUUCUAUUCAUUUAUGAUUAUGAAGGAAAACUUUGAUCCGCAGUACAUUAAAAAAGUGGUGAAAAAUACCUUGCAUAACUUGAAUACUGCCUCUAAACCAGCACGACUUGUUUGCUAUCUAACGCUGUUAAACUCGUAUGUAAGAACAUCUACUGUUUCAAUAUCACUAUGUGAAGAAUUCUUAGGAAUUAAUUCUCAAGAGAUUGGCUGCAGUAAAGACAAAUUGAUAGAAAAGAUGGGAAUUUGUUCCAAUAUUCUAAUAUAUUAUCAGGUACAAGAUUACGAGAGAUACAAAGGUCUUCGUAUCAUUCAUCCAUUGAUAGCAUCUCACUGCCUGACAGAAUUGAAACUAACCCAUGACUUGCCUAAAAGUGAACUUACAUUGCAGUUAUUGAAAGAAGAUUUAUUUUAUAAGACUUCGUUAAAGCACGACAAACUUACUCGUGAUAUACAAACCCUGCUGAUUACCAGACAGCGCAAAGAACAUGGCGAUGAGUCAGACACAUUGUUUUCCCCAUUAAUUGAAGCCAUUCAUAAGGAAGAGAAGCGUCAUAACGUGGAAGAUGUGUUAAAACAAGCAUCUGCUAGAUUUGUGCAAAAUGGUUAUAUUUGCCAAGCCUUAGCAAGAUACUUCUACAUUAAAGAAAAGAACUUUGACUCUGCAUUAUACUGGGCCAGAGCAGCCCAAGAAAGAGCACAACACAAUUCAUACAUAUCAGAUACAGUAGGUCAGGUCUUUAAAAAUAAGCUAACAUGCUAUGCGGAGUCCAAAGCAAAGAGUGCAGUCCUGACAGCUGGGGACCUGAAAUACUUGCUAGAGCUUGCUGAGAAUGCUUCACGGGCUUUCAGAGAAUCUCAGCGUCAAGCUGAAAAUGCACACAAUGAACAGUAUUUGCAUAAUCAAAAGCCUAAAAGAAAGUUUAAAAUGUACAAUACUGCUGGUUAUCGGGGAGAGAUAGAAACUGGGCUUUAUGUUAUUGAUGUCCUUUCACGUCUUCCUUUUUUCAGCAAAAAAGACUUCCAGUGUAAAAAAGAGAUGGCAAAGUGUCUAUGGGGAAGGAGUGUUCUGACUGUACAUAACCCUGACACAGAUAGUGAAAUGUUCGAGGUUCUGGAACAUUAUUCCAGCUUUUUAUGUACUUUGCAAUCACGGUUAAAAAGGGCAUUUGACUUUUUUGAUGACUACUUUGUGUUUUUUAAAACACAGAUCAAUGAAAAAGAAAUUGUAGACGCAAAAUUGUAUGAGAAGGUUCAAGAAUGUUUUACCAGAUACACAGAAAUAUUUUGUGAUUUCAGUUUUGAGCAACUGAAAGGUAAACAGGUCUCAAAGUGGCCCAUGUCUCAGCAUAUAGAAGCAUACAGGGACACUCUGGAGGCUUCUAAAGGAGGCUCAUUUUCUGGCAUUUUGCAACGCCUCCACAGAAAUAACAAAAAUGCUGUCAGAGAAAUAGAAGACAUAGUAGAAGCAUAUACAUUUUUGUGUGAGAAGAAUGCACAAGCAACUCUGAAAGAGAAACAGAAUUUCAUUUUGGCACAGGUUGUUCUGAACUGCAUUAAACCUAACUUAGCUAAGUCACCUUCUUCUAAUGUGCUGGGAAGUCUGCUUCUAAGCAUUCUACAGCAAGUGGAACCAACUUCACAGUGUGUAGAGCCUUUCUUCCUAGCCUCCUUGUUGUUCUGGCCCCAAAAUACAAAAGAACUAAAUAAAUAUUCCAGGAAAAUGGAAACUUUUGUUAGACACUUAAGUGAGUCUUUCGAAGCGCUCUAUGGAACCCUGAAUUGUUCCAGGCAGCCUCAGGCUCUUUUCUAUCUGGCAAAAGGCAGUGGCCUGGACAGAUUUGUUCACAAAGGAAAAAUAGAUCAGCUUUUUAGUUCACUUCCAGAACAGGAACUGAAUUACCUCUGGCAGAGUGAAAACAUCUGGAAGGAACAGGCUGUUCAAGAGCUUUUGCUUCCUUUGGAUGGAAGAGCUGAGGAUAAGGUUAUCUACAUAGACUAUGGCAGCAAUGAAAUGUUCAGGAUACCAGUGCAGCCUGUUUCCUCAUGCGUACUGAAAAAUGGCCCAAACAUAGAAAGAGUGUCUUUUUACCUUGGGUUUUCCAUUGCUGGUCUCCUGGCAUACAACACACAAAUUCUGUCACGAAAACAAUAGGUAUGGCAGUUUCUUACCUACAAGGCUUUUUCAGGCAAAAUGAUCCUUUAACUGGUUUUUGGUUUGGUUAGUUUUCUGGUCAAUGAUUGCGAAUGAUAACCUCAGGCUGUCCAUCAUACUUCCUUCCUCACUAUGUUAGCCUUGCAGUCCUAUGCAGAAUUGUCUCUCUUCUGUCAGAACUGCUGUUUGGACAGUCAACCUGAAAUGUUGGUGCAGUUACUGCUGUAGCCUGGUCAUUAUUAGUCAAAGAUCUUUGGUUAUUGGCAACAUGAGAAAUCAUUCAGGAAAACAAAAUAGAUAAUUCUAAAAAAGAAUAUUUUGAAAAUGUUAUCUUUAAAUGCCAUCACUUUUAAGAACCUUCUUGCUAGCUUUUUUGCCGUGGCUUGUAAUGAAGGAUGUCUCGACAUAAUUUUCAUGCUCUUAUAUAAGUAAUGUGAGAACAAGGAAUGUACAUUAGAAAACAUGUAUCAUGUAACAUUUCCUGAUGCCCCAUUGUAUCUGGUGUCAUCUUGUCACAAGAGCAAUGUAAAAGGCCAUUCAGUUGCAAAGCAGCAUUUUUUUCUCUGUUGUUAUUGUACAUGCAUAAUGAAUAAUGUAAUGCAUUGGUAUAUGGGCCUGUAUUAAUAGCCAAGCUGUAUAUCUUGUGGGAGGACAGAAGCACUGGGUUUUUACCUUCUCAGUGCGUUUCUAAACAUAUGAUUAUUAAAGAUACACCUACUUUCUGCUGUACUGUGAAAGCAUACAGCAGUUGGUAUUUGAUGUCCAUAUUAAACAGAUUCUAUUAUUUUGUGGUGGAUCUGCUUCUGCUUUAUAUAAAAUCGAUCCAGUUGGUCAUUCCUUUCCUCAUAAAUUCCAUUAGUUCCUUCCAGUGGCAUAUUUCUUACCAACUUUGAUCCUUGCAAAAAUAGGCAAUUUAAAUGCUUAAAGUGGUCAUUGAUUGCAUUGCCUUCCUCAUGAAUAAAACUGCCUGCUAUGUUUAGACACAAUUAAUGUUCAAAAAAAUGAAAAGAUAUCGGUGCAAAGCACCAGAAACAAGAAGUUACUAUUGUCUGGAGAGCGCAAAGUGUUGCUCUUUGCACUAUGUACCUAUGAUUCAUGAAAACCAGAGGAGUUCAAUGCAAUUACCUGCCUGAAAGAGGUCUGCAGGACAGCUCUUUCAUCAUCCCACAAGUUGUCUUUGCUCUUUGUGUCAGGCAAGGAGGCAGGCAAAAAUAAGUGACAUCUCAACAGACUAGUAAAAAGAAAAAGAAUAAAGCAGUGGACCAUUCUGCUCUAUGAUUCAUUCUAUGAUUCUAUGAUUCUAUGAUUCUAGCGCAGCUCUUCUUUUAGUUGUAAAUAUGGGUAAGGAGUUUUAUUAUAUAAUCCACACUGCUUUUUAACUCUAGCCAAAAUGUUUCUCUUGGCAAGAAUGCACAUUUCAUUUUAACCUGUAUCCACUUUGUUUCUAACAGCAUACUUUUAUUUCAGAUAGGGUGCUAUAGGAUCAAUUUUCAUCAUGUCUUUAUUUGUUCUAGUUAGUCCUCAGGAUAUCGCCGUACAAUUUAUCAAUGACAAAAGAAUUUACCCUUACAAAUAAAGAUUUACAUUAAGUAAUUUGCCACGUCUCCACGGCAAUUGAAGCCUUCAGUCUUCAUUUCAGUCAGUCACAUCUCCUAAGUACUGCAAGUAUUUUUAUGUGCUCAAACUCAGCUGAGCUGUGUAGGGUGGUGCACGGGGCACACCUGGCAGGGUGCAGGGGUGGGCAGCUGCGGGGUGCCUUAUGGCAGGAGGCCAUGAACCGCCCAGGGCUGGUUGCACCUGGUUCCAGCCAGCUCCGGCACCAGUGUGAGCACCCCAUCACAUGCCAAACCUCUGCCAUUGAGGGCAGCCCACAACGAUCAGACAAGUUUGCAGGAGAAAUGGUGGAAGAGACAUUGCUGGGGCAUGGCCAGAGACACACUUCUGGAACGGGGCGACCUACAUCACGCCUGGGAUACUCCUGAGGGACUGCAGCCCAUGGGUGACCUACACCAGGGCAGGCACACCCCUGAGGGACUGCAGCCCAUGGGCAACCCAUGCCGGGGCAGACGAAACAAGAAAGAAGGAGCAGCAGAGAAGCAGAAGAAAAGAAUGGGAAGCAAGGAGCAGCAAAAAUAAACAACUACACACUGACAAGGACUUCCUUCGCUGCAGGCCUGUCACCUUGGCAGGGGGAUUGGGAAGGACUGAGCAGAGGUGAAAACAAGGGGGGUUGCAGCUAGGAAGGAGGAAGGAGAGGUGUUGGACUGAAGCUGAAAGGGAAGAAAGGCAUUUCUCUAAGUGUUUGCUUAGUUGUUUGUCUUCUUGUUUUCUCAGUACCCCAAUCGGUAAUUAAACAUUGACAUUAACUAGCAAUAAAUUAAGCGAAACUCCCCAAGUUGAGACUGUUUUGCCCACAACAUGUGUAUGUUUACUAAUAACCCUGGCACAGUGUAUUACAUGCUAGAGACGGCACUACAUGCCUGUGUGAGUUUGCAGAAAUACAGAUUUUAUUUGUAUAUAUCAAGUUGUUUGUUAUAAAAUUGUAUUUUUUUAUCAGCAGUAGCUCAUUAAUAAAUACAGGUAUUUGAUAACAUC
Molecule: messenger RNA, 7595 nt
Organism: Egretta garzetta (little egret)
Lineage: Eukaryota; Metazoa; Chordata; Aves; Pelecaniformes; Ardeidae
Gene: SAMD9L
Product: sterile alpha motif domain containing 9 like
Exons: 3
Coding region: 234-5000 (1588 amino acids)
Cellular component (GO): cytoplasm
Molecular function (GO): protein binding
Source: RefSeq, a predicted model, not a curated record